GGAUCCCGACCUACCCUGCAUUUCUGUGUUGGCUUUAUGAAAGCCAACUUCUUUAAAAGGGCUUUUUAAGCUCUUGACCAGGGAGUACUCAUCCUGACACAUCACUCUUCAGGGGACAACUGCCUUAGACUUCUCCAAGCCAUGAUUUUCUUCCUUUUUGCAAGAACAAGAACACUGAAUACCUUGGAAUUAAAAGAGCUAUUAAGGUGACGGACACUCACAUCAGCUGGAGUUGGUGCAACCAGACCUUUCCUUAUGGAUUGUGGGCACAUUUCUACCAGUAAAUUGUCUGCUUGGAUGAUUAAUGACUUCUGAAUUGCUGUAAGAAUCUGGUGAAUGAUCUUUGGUUGAAGAACUCUCACCAAAACCUGAGUGCAAAUUACAAACUGCAGAAUUUUCCAGUUCAGGAAAAAAAGGAAAGAAACAGAUGUAAAUGACCUCUUCUUGAACAAAAUGUUCUUUCCAGUGCCUUGGGUGGACUCUAGGAAGCCAGUGCAGCUGGGCAGCCUCCUGUUGCUGAUCUCCUCACAAAUAUUGGUAAAAAGGGCUAUGUCCCACAUCCUGAUGGAUAUGGCUCUGAAUUCUUUUGAUGACCAGUAUCUGGGGUGCAGAGAGGAAAUGAUGGAAGAACUGGAGCAAGGUGACUAUUUUCAAAAGGAAAUAGCUGCUAACAAGGACUAUUUGAGCCUCUGGAAGAAGGCUCAGGAGGCUUUGUUAAAGAGCCCUGUAGGUCUUCUGAGGGAGAUGCAUGACAGCCAUGGCAUAGUCCUCAUGGCUUACACCAUGAACUCUUCCCUGCACUCUCAGCUGAACUUGGCUACAUCUACAGCAGGAAUCUCUCCAGAGCACUACAGACACAACUUCAGUUUCAAAUAUUUUCACUUUUACCUAACAACUGCUAUCCAGAUAAUGAAGGAAUGGCAGAGCAGCAAGGAAAGCAUGGGGAAACGUAAGUGCUACCAGGUGCACAGGGGUGUAAAAGACUUAUAUAUCGAGGCCACGGUAGGUAGCAGGGUGCGAUUUGGCCGUUUCACUUCCACCUCCCGCCUCAGGAGUGAAGCCCAGAAGUUUGGGAAUGAAACUUUGUUUACAGUGACUACUUGCCUGGGAGCAGCUAUGCAAGGCUUUUCUUACUACACAACUGAGAAGGAAGUCCUCAUUCCCCCUUACGAGAUAUUUCUUGUCAAAAGCUUCAUUCAGACACAGGAUGGUAACCGGCUGCAUCUUCAUUCUGUGGGGAACUACAGCAAGUACCACUGCCAGCUGGUGGAAGCUUCAAGAUGUAAGAACAGUGGUUCCACUGCCCUCGCCUCUGCCAUUCUUCCUAGUGUGGUUGCAGUUUCUAUGUACUUGGCCCAUAGUCUUUGGUUCUCUGGCUGCAUCCAGCUAUAUACCCAUGAAUAGCAGCCAAGAAGAGUUCACAGGCAUUCGUCUCUGGAAUUCCUGCCUCUACAGAAGGUUCAAACUUCCCUUUGCUUUCAGCUGCAACUCUCCAGCUAAGACUGGAACAUUCAGUCUGGUUCAUCAAAACAGACAUUCCCUGGACCCAUUCAGGUAGGAGGAAGGUUAUCUAUGGCCCUUCUGAAGACUAAGUCUGGGAUACCCUUCACUGUAGGUAGCUUUUCCCUUAGGCAUUCAGGAAAGACACACAGGGACUUUGGACCCUUUAUUUAGUACCUUUAUUUUUAUUGAGAAAGAGUCUGUCUGUGGGUUGUGAAAGGCACCACAGUGGUAAAGUCAAGUGGGUAACUGUGCAGCCUUGCAUAUCUCCUUUGAGUGCAGGGUCCCAGGAGACAGUAAAAUCUGUGUCACAGCAGUUUUUCCCAGCUGCAUGAUGCCAUGCACCAAUACCACAGCUUUCAUCUCAGGCUGGCUGGCUGCAUCUCACACACAGGGGACAGAACCAUGAAGCUGUGCUGAGACAUGAACUUACCAGCAGAGAAUCACAUGGCUUGUCUUCAUCUUGUUCGACUUUAAAAUUCCUUUUGAAAAAAUCAGACAGGUCCUGUGUUCUCUAGUGGCCAAUAAAUGCAUGCUGGUCAUUUCAUGCUGAAAUGAAGGAUAGUCUGUGGAGCCUUACUGCUGUCUUCACGGGUGUUGAAUAUGACUGAGAUUUGUUUACCUGCUUUUCUACUGUGCUGUUCUGAGUAAUGUCUAAUGCUGGAGGUUGAAUCAACACCAUAAAUUGAAAGUGGAACUUCUGAUUUAGCUAUAGAUUCCUCUCGCUUUUAUGCAUUCAUUUGGCACUUCUGGAGCCUUAAACACUCAAGGCUUAGAGCUGUGAAGUUCUCCUAUCUUCAAAAAAUAACAGUGUGGAAAUGAUAAGGAAUAUUUUUUGCCUGCAAUUCCCCUUUCCAGCAUGCCUCGCUUCUUCACCCCUGGUCCUUCAACCCUACUGAUGCUAGCCCUGGGCUGAGGCUAUGGUCAGUGGGGUUAUCUUACUGAUCUAAGAAGACCAGUCACGGUGGUUUAACUUUGCAGUGGAGUCAUCAACUGAGCUGAAACUCACUGACACAUUUCACAAAUAACCCGAGCUUUUAGGCACUGAUGGUCUUGGCAGGAAGCUGGAGUUCAGUAUUCACUUCCCUGUCUGAAACAGUAAGCAACAACUUAUUGCUGUUAUCCAAAAGAGAUCUGAAUAGAACAGGACUGCACAAGCUGCUGGUCAGCUGGUUAGUCAAAAGUAAGGACUGCCGAAAACACCUACAUGAACUGCUUGACUCUUGAAGCAGCUCCAUAUAAGCUUGGUGCUCCCAUUUCCUUGGAAAUCUUGCAGCAAGGAAUACAGAAUUUAGGUACAAGAGACAUAUUAGCAUUAGAAAUGUAGACACUUAAGGAAUUUGGAUGUCAUCAGGUUUUACCAGAUUAAAGGGCAGAUCACUGGGAUGCAGGCCUCAACCAUUUUAACAAAGGCUUGGAAUCCUUCACAAGGUGGCUUCAGCACCCUGAAAGCUUCCUCUGAGUAGUCAGCUGCUGUUUUCAGGCUUUUUUUAUGGAUCUGUGCUCUUGAGGGAUAGGCUGAAGGAAAACACAAAGUGAAAGGAGGAUAGAGAGCCAAGUCUGAGGUGUUGCGAUGUUCAGCUCAAGGAGGAGCUGCCUUCUAUGGUAUUUGGUGUUCUCAUUUUGUUGCAGCAUUUUCACAAUAUUGGCACAGUCUAUGAGAAGUUCUGAUACUUGAAGGGACAAGACAGGUGAGCUCAGUAACUCUUGAAUAGCAGACUCUACUGCUUCAGGGAAAUUGUCAUAUUUCAACAUCACUGCAAUAGAUGCACUGGUGAUGUUUUCUAGUGCCCCCUUGUAAAUCUCAGAAAGUUCCUUUACUGCAGCAGUCUUGUCCUGCAGGGAGGUGAUGGGACCAGGAAUUUUAGCCACAAAGUGUGGCCGAUGCUUUCCUGUACAUCUUUGUCAUCUGUUUCCAUGGUGACUUGCAUAUCUCUCAAAGCAUUGACCAAGAGCUGCAGCUUUUCUUAAAUGCUGAAGUGCUCUUUCACUGACAUGAUGGGGAAGUUAGUGCGAACUUGCACAUUGAAGAGUGAGAAUAUUGUGUUGGUUGAAGUGACAUAGACGUACAUUGCCAUGCAGAUUCUGGCAGACCCUGAACAGCCUUUUUUUAUUACUAUUAAAGCCAAGGUGGGUUAACGUUUCUGGAGUAGGAUCUGACUCUGAAAAGCAAACAGAAGUAAUACAGAUGAUGUUAAUACAGUGGAGCUACAGGGGAAUAAAAGUGGAUAUAUUUUUGACUACAUUUCUGAAACCAAUUGUACAAAUUACCAACCCACCUGACGCAUCCUUCUCCAAGACAUUAGUUAGAAGAAAACACAGAAAAAGCUCUUUGACAGCCUUUUCAGGAGUCUUACCAAGCAGGCCAGCAAAAUGUGAUGUAAACAGCUGCAAGUGUCAUUACUCUUCUGGCUGCAGGAAUUAUGACUUUGACCUUCAGCAUGCAAUCUUUAAAGUAAGAGAAGUGCUGUAGAUGAAUUAUGCUUGUGUUUUGGUGUUUAUUGGUAAAUUUGUGUGAGUCCCAGACAACAAUCUACUUUACAUCAUCCUUAGAACUAUAAUCCUUCAGUUUGUAUAUACUGGUGGGUGUACACAGAAUUAAACUCAUAUUCUUGGGAGGAGGGAAUAAACACAGCAAAAUCAAAUGCAUGACAUUACAUUCAAGAGACAAAGCAAUUGAAGACUGAAUAAUUCAAUAUUUUGUCAGGCUACAGUGCUCUGAGAAGUGACCCUUAUCAGUCAGUUCAUACAGCGACUAGAUGAUGCAAGUAACCCUUGAUAGGUGGAAGCACAAAACAUUCUCCUUGCUUGGGGUCCCAUCUUGAUGCCAUUUAGACUGCUAAGAAGUUAUGCCCUUCUGCUUGCACCUAAAAAUUCUCCCAAGGCCAACUGCAGAUACAGUCCUGGGAUAGCAUGCUGUUGUUUUUGCUUGUGCCAGACUUCUUUAAACCCAGACUGGUUGCAGCUGGCACAGAUAUUGCUGUGGUUAGAUGUGCAGAUAGAUGUGUCUUAGCAGUUGCAACUUCCCAUCCCACUGUAUACUUUCAAAGACUUUUUUCUCAGAGCUCAGUUCAACCCUCUGCCUUUUCCUGCAUUUCUUUCCCAUGGCAAAAGUAGUCUGAUAUUUUGUGAAAUAGCAAAAUUGAUUUUAGCCUCCACUGCUGUUCAGAGCUGGAUGUGGUCUCUGCACCACUUCUUCCAUUCUCAUGUCAUCAGAGACCUGGCAAAUUGCAGUAAAAAAGGGUGACAGACACUCCAAAUAAAGUCUUUCGCUCAAACUUAAUAGGUCUGAAACAAUAGCUAAUAAUUUUCCCUAAAGACUCGAAGUAAAGCAGAAACAAAACUGCUUGCAUAUUUUUCAAAUUAUUUUCUGUCAUGUUCCAAGUGAUAGAGGCUCUAGAAGAGAAGAAUUUGCAUCCACUGCAAACACUGAAGACAUGAAAUCGGUUUCCAGCCUAUAGAAUCGGACACAGAGGCAGUUGUCAGCCAGAUCAAUUCAAUUCAAUUCAGUCCAAUAUCAGAAGAUAUUCAGGACUACAUGGCAUCCUCAGUUAAAAGAAUAGGAGUCACAAUUAAUUGACGAUUCCAGAAUUGUAGUAGUCAAAUCAUUUAAUGUUCUCUCUCAGCUCAUCUUCUCAUGCCUACAGCUCUGACAAGAGAGUUUGGCACUCUGUAUUCAUAUGGGUUGAAUACAGCAGCUCAGCUUUCAGAUGAAAUCAAGUUAGCAUCACAGAGUAUUCAUUAUAUGCUUGAUCUUUUGCUUUCAUCUGAGAACUCAACUAUUCUCUAGAGGGGCAGCAGUAUUCCUGACCAGACUCCUGUGGGCUGCAGGUCCACCUUUCUAAGGAUCAGAGCAUGAAAGAUGUUUUGUUUGGUUGAAGACAGAAGUACAGCCUUGUCUUGCUGGGACAGACAAAGCCUGUUUUCACUGCCUAUGGUAUCUAUUUUUCUGUUUUUGUGGGACUGUUCAACUUUUCUUCCAUAAUUCACAGAUAUAAAAAA
Messenger RNA from Corapipo altera (White-ruffed manakin), 5502 nucleotides. It is a transcript of the gene ART4, whose product is annotated as ADP-ribosyltransferase 4 (Dombrock blood group). Gene Ontology annotation, molecular function: NAD+ poly-ADP-ribosyltransferase activity; NAD+-protein-arginine ADP-ribosyltransferase activity. Bases 454 to 1404 code for a protein of 316 amino acids. NCBI's taxonomy places the organism in Eukaryota, Metazoa, Chordata, Aves, Passeriformes, Pipridae. The record is from RefSeq and is a predicted model, not a curated record. The transcript is spliced from 3 exons.